CCUGCCUCCCUGCGUCCUGUCAUUAGGGGGCGGGGCGUGACGUCACCCGGCGCUGUCGCAUUGGCGGCUACAUUCGGGCAUUGGGACUGGGGGACAUGAGCCCCCCUGGUGUCACCGCACACGUACCCUUAUUAUUGACGCCGCGGUAACGUAGCAGACAAGUGCAACCGAUAGAGGAGGAGGAGGGGGCGGCAGCUGUCAGCGCUCACCAGUGACGCCCCCGGCACCUUUCUCGUUGCAGUGAUGGGAGAUCAUGCGCAGCCCGCAGCGGCCUCGGCUCCCUAUUUACACAACGGGUUCCAUCCACCCGGUGCCCCGUUAUUACUCGGUAACGGAGAGAGCAGCGAUCAUGGAGGCCUGCACCAGCGAUCGCCCCCGGAUCCUCUGCAUCAAGGCUCCCCCGCCAAGAAGAGCAGAACCCGGAGGAGGGUGGACUCGGGCAGGAGGAGUAGACCCCCCUUCCCAUGGUUUGGAAUGGACAUUGGAGGAACACUGUGGAAAACCUGUUACUUUGAGCCUAAAGAUAUCACGGCAGAAGAAGAACAAGAAGAAGUGGAAAACCUGAAAAGCAUAAGAAAAUACUUGACUUCCAAUACAGCGUACGGUAAAACAGGCAUCCGAGACGUCCAUCUGGAACUGAAAAACUUGACCAUGUGCGGCCGUAAGGGCAAUUUGCACUUUAUCCGCUUUCCCACGUGUGCUAUGCACAGGUUCAUCCAGAUGGGGAGCGAGAAAAACUUCUCCAGCCUGCACACUACACUAUGUGCCACCGGAGGUGGGGCCUACAAGUUUGAAGAGGACUUCAGGACGAUAGCUGACCUUCAGCUCCAUAAACUUGAUGAACUGGACUGCCUGAUCCAAGGCCUGCUCUAUGUGGAUUCUGUUGGCUUUAAUGGCCGCCCAGAAUGCUACUACUUUGACAACCCAACGGACCCAGAACAAUGUCAGAAGAAGCCGUAUUGCCUUGAUAAUCCUUAUCCUAUGUUGCUGGUUAAUAUAGGUUCAGGUGUCAGCAUUCUUGCAGUAUAUUCUAAAGACAACUAUAAAAGAGUAACUGGGACCAGUUUGGGAGGCGGAACAUUCCUUGGCCUCUGCUGCUUGCUGACCGGUUGUGAAACAUUUGAGGAAGCUUUGGAAAUGGCAGCAAAAGGAGACAGCACUAAUGUUGAUAAGCUGGUGAAAGACAUCUAUGGUGGGGACUAUGAGCGCUUCAGUCUUCAGGGCUCGGCUGUCGCCUCUAGCUUUGGCCACAUGAUGAGCAAAGAGAAAAGAGACACCAUAAGUAAGGAGGAUUUGGCAAGAGCUACGCUGGUUACCAUUACCAACAACAUAGGAUCUAUUGCUCGUAUGUGCGCUGUCAAUGAGAACAUUGACAGAGUGUUGUUUGUUGGAAACUUUCUGCGAAUCAACAUGGUUUCAAUGAAGGUGCUGUCUUAUGCAAUGGAUUACUGGUCAAAAGGACAACUAAAAGCCCUAUUUUUGGAACAUGAGGGUUACUUUGGAGCAGUGGGCGCCCUGCUGGAGCUUUUCAAGAUGAGUGACGAUCACUGAAAGACACUAAUGUUAGCGCUUCUCAAAGCCAUUGUCUGAGAAGAUCCUUCAAAGCUUCCAGGAGACGCGUGAAGCCAUUUCACACCUCUAUGUUAUAACCUGUAAAUAGUUAAAGACUCCUUUUGAAGUGACACUGACAGACUGUACAUAUACCUGUAAAUUUUACUGUAAAAGAAAACAAACUGUGCAACAUGGCCAAACGUACUGUAGUGAUCGAGAACUAAUUUUAAUGCAGUAAUUCUUUUUAUUUAUUUUAUGUGUAUAGCUUUUUAUCUGUCCUGUGUGAAGGGCCGCUGCUGUGAACCUACAUCGGAGAUUUAUGAUUUUACGUCUGUUAAGGUGGUUUGAAGAAACAUCUGUCAUUUUAAAAGCUAAUAUUUCCCAUGUGGGACUAUGGAAUAAAACAAGUGAAUGU
Hyla sarda is the source of this 1966-nucleotide messenger RNA. It is a transcript of the gene PANK1, whose product is annotated as pantothenate kinase 1. The coding region runs from base 244 to 1551 and encodes 435 amino acids. The record is from RefSeq and is a predicted model, not a curated record. Gene Ontology annotation, biological process: coenzyme A biosynthetic process. The transcript has 8 exons. Gene Ontology annotation, molecular function: pantothenate kinase activity; ATP binding. Lineage: Eukaryota; Metazoa; Chordata; Amphibia; Anura; Hylidae. Gene Ontology annotation, cellular component: cytosol; nucleus.